UGAAGUAAAUAUAAGUGAGUGAAGAGGAAAUAAUAGUAAAAAUUUAACUCUGGUCCCUGAAGCCAAAUGCCCACUGCCAUACCAGCAGGCAGGAGACAGAGACACAGAAGCCUGUGAUGACAAAGACACAUCACACACUGGACAACCAGCCCCUAGCCAGAGAUGACCAGCUUCCUAUCAGACCUGGUACAGUAUCGGGGGCUCUUUCAAAUGAUCCCUGUCCUGGGGAUCGGUGGAACAUUCCAAAUUGGCUUUCAAGUUUCUACCAUCACCUACACAUCUCAGCAUGUUAAGGCUUUCAUUAAUGAAACUUGGCUGAAGCGAUACGGCUACCCCAUCCAUCAGGAUAACCUCUUGUUCCUAUGGUCUAUCACUGUGUCCAUCUUUGGUAUAGGAGGUCUCUUGGGUUCUUCAGGAAGUAGAUACCUGACUGUCAAGUACGGCAAAAAGAAAUGUCUCCUGUGCAACAAUCUGCUCAUGAUAGUGGCAGCAUCCAUCAUGGGCUGCAGUAAAAUAGCCCAGUCCUUUGAGAUGAUUCUAAUUGGACGCUUCAUGUGUGGAAUGAGUGCAGGUCUUUGUGUUCCUCUACACUAUCAAUAUGUUGGAGAAAUUUCCCCUAGGAAGUUACGUGGAUUUGCGAACUCUACUUCAUCUUUAUUUUGGUCACUGGGAAAAGCCGUAGGGCAAAUUUCAGGACAAAGGGAGCUGCUGGGCAGCCAGUCCCUGUGGCCCCUGCUGAUGGCCUCCUGUGGACUUCCAGCACUGGUCCAGCUGAUCACUCUGCCCUUCUUCCCUGAGUCCCCACCAUAUCUUAUCAUGCAUAAAGGAGACCAGGAAGGCUGCAAAAAAGCCAUAAGGCAGCUUUGGGGUGAAGGCCAUCACCAAGCAGAGAUUGAUGACAUCAUGAAAGAGAAGGCAACAAUGAAAAACACCAAGAUCUUGAGUGUCCUGGAGCUAAUGAAAGAACCAGCUUUCCGUUGGCAGCUGUACAUGAUAGCUAUUCUGAGUGCCACAAUUCAGCUAUGUGGCAUCAAUGCAAUCUAUUUUUAUACUUUUGAAGUCCUCCAGGCAGCUGGCUUUGAUGAAAAAAUGAUCUCCUAUAUGUCCCUCGCUGUUGGACUCUCUGAACUCGUGGCUACUGUAGUCUGUAGCUCCAUCAUUGAGCGACUGGGCAGGAAAGUUCUCCUAAGAGGAGGCUAUUGGAUCAUGGGUUCACUGCUAGCUGGUAUCACUGUGACUAUCUCCCUACAGGACUGGUAUUUCUGGAUGCCAUACUGCAGCCUUUGUCUGAUUAUCUUGUUUGUAGUUGUCUUUGGAGUUGGGCCAGCUGGUGCCACAGUUUCCAUUAGGACUGAAAUUCUUAGGCUCUCAUGCAGACCACCUGCCUUUGUGAUCAGUUCAGUUCUCAACUGGCUGGGCGUCUUUGUGAUCGGAACAACCUUCCCAUUCAUUGUGGAAAGACUCAAGCACUUCUGCUUCCUCAUCUUUAUGGGGGUACUUUUCACUUCAGGGAUAAUUGUCCACCUGUUCCUUCCAGAAACAAAAGGGAAAUCAAUUGUGGAAAUCACAGAAGAAUUCAAUAAGCUAAACUUUAAAAAGAAGCGUCUUACAACAACUCCAAAUCAUGCCACAGAGGAUUACACCUUCUGCACCAGGCUUGAUAUGGCUACCUUCUUCUCUGACCUGGUUCAGUUCCGGGGACUAUUUCAAAUGAUCUUAGUGCUAGGAAUUGGUGGUAGUUUCCCAUAUGGAUUCCACAUUUCUGUCAUCAACUAUCCUUCUGUGCACAUCAGGAAGUUUAUUAAUGAAACCUGGAUAGAGCGACAUGGCUCUCCCCUCCAUCCUGAGACAAUCAUGUUGUUGUGGUCCUUCAUUGUGUCUGUUUAUGGGAUAGGAGGAUUCCUGGGGAGCAUCUGCUGUGGCUACCUGACUACAAAAUACAGGAAAAAAAAGUGCCAAAUGUGCACCAACCUGAUCAUGCUGGUAGCUGCACUUUUCAUGGCCUUCAGUAAAACAGCCAAAUCCUUUGAGAUGAUUCUGGUCGGACGCUUUCUCUAUGGCAUUGGUACAGGUUUUUCUCUCAACAUACAUCCUCAGUAUGUAGGAGAGAUUUCACCCAAGAAGUUGCGUGGAUUUACCAACUCCACAGUUGCUGUUUUUCUGACACUGGGAAAACUCACAGGACAGGUUAUUGGACUACGGGAGAUUUUAGGAAGCGAAGCUUUGUGGCCAUGGUUAUUAGCAUCUAGUGGACUUUCAGCAUUGGUUCAACUGGUUACCCUCCCAUUUUUCCCUGAUUCACCAUCCUACCUCCUGAUACAGAAGGGUAAUGAGGAAGCCUGCAGGAAAGCCAUCAGGAAGCUCUGGGGGGAAGGAGACCAUCAAGCAGAAAUUGAUGACAUUAUGAAGGAGAAGGUUACAAUGACAAGCACAAAAACUUUGCGUGUCCUCGAAGUAAUAAAAGAGCGAUCUUUGCGCUGGCAACUUUACAUUUUGAUGACUGUCAUGACCACCUUGCAGCUCUGUGGAAUCAAUGCAAUAUACUUCUAUUCUUUUGAAGUAUUCCACACAGCCAAGUUUGAAGAAUACCUUAUCCCAUACGUGUCCCUGGGAGUUGGGUUGUGUGAAUGCUUAUCCUCUAUACUGUGUAGCACCCUUAUAGACCGAUUUGGGAGGAAGGUGCUGCUAUGGGGAGGAUACACGCUGAUGUGUUCUGUGCUAGCACUCCUUACCAUGACCCUGUCACUGCAGCAUCAGUUUUUCUGGAUGCACUACUUCAGUGUUAUCUUGAUCUUCCUGUUCGUUGUCUUCUAUGGAAUUGGACCGUCUGGAGCCACUAUAUCUAUCAUGGUUGAAAUCUUCAGCCAGUCAUUCAGACCAUCAGCCUUUCUGAUUGUUGGCUGCAUCAACUGGAUGGGACUGUUUGUACUUGGGAUGAUUUUUCCACUGAUUGUUGAUAACCUUGGACCCUUCUGCUUCCUUAUCUUUUUGGGAAUCCUUGCUUUAUCAGCAAUUUUCAUCUACCUGUAUCUCCCUGAGACCAAGGGAAAGUCAAUCAUGGAAAUAAAAGCAGAAUUCAACAAGCUGAAUUUUGGAAAAAAAGAAACCUCAGUCACUGAAAAUAGCUUUCCUAAGGAACAGUUGUUCUGCACUAAACUCUGAACAUCCAGAGCAGAAAUUUGCAUCUCUUAGGAAAGACAGGAAACAAUGUUGCAAUAGAACUAAACAGGAAACAUUAAAAAACAGACUGCAAGGUCUUCUGUCUCUUAUUCCCUUUUUCUUUUUUUUUAAUAUAGAUAAGAAAUUCAUUAUGCUAGUGUUUUAUUUCUUGCUGUUAUCUAAAUAUUUUCACAGGAAAUUUCAUCACUCCAUUUUAAGUUCUACUGGAUAUAAUGAGAUUUUUUCUAAAAAAGCCCCCAACCUUUUAUGCUAGUCUACCUUAUAAAGUUUUAAAACAUUUUGUUAGCAGUUCAUAGGGCCCAAAUCCUGCUAGAAGAACAUACAUACAGGCUCUGCUCACAUCCCUGGACCCACAACCCUGGGCCUCAGUUGGUCUCUCUUGUUCCCAGGAGUCCUGUCCAAUGCCACAGGUACCUGAACGGUUUGUUAUUAAGCUUUCCUAAAUGAGACCUCACUAGCUCUAAGCACCUCAUAAUCAGCAAACUGCUGACAAAUAGCUCAGAGUAUCAGAAAUAUGAAGGAACAAGUGAAAUAAUUUAAGACGAACCAAGGGAAGGAAGGAUUAAGACAUCUAAAUGAUCAUUAGUCAUGAGGCUGGGGAAACACAGAAGUCUAAAAUAUUUGACUAGCAGGCUGACAGAGGAAAAGCUAGAUACAUGGUUUAGGGUGACCCGAGCAGAUACAGAUUCACAACAUAGCACAGUAAAUUAGGAAAAAAGUUUCCAGCCAUGAUAACAGAAAAAAAUAUUGAAGGUGAAAUUGUACUGUGCAACAAUCCUUCUGGAGAUGUAAUGGAAAUCUCAGUGGAGAACACCAUAGUAACUCUGGACAGGGAGAAGGACCUGCCAAACAGAGAUAUUAUUGUAUGCAAAAGAAGUAAAAUG
Aquila chrysaetos chrysaetos is the source of this 4064-nucleotide messenger RNA. RefSeq lists its product as uncharacterized. Gene Ontology annotation, biological process: monosaccharide transmembrane transport. Gene Ontology annotation, molecular function: hexose transmembrane transporter activity. The transcript has 24 exons. The record is from RefSeq and is a predicted model, not a curated record. Bases 163 to 3162 code for a protein of 999 amino acids. Gene Ontology annotation, cellular component: membrane. NCBI's taxonomy places the organism in Eukaryota, Metazoa, Chordata, Aves, Accipitriformes, Accipitridae.